AUGCGUGGAGCUCAGCUCUCGUCGUCGCUACUCUAUAGGGGAAUCAGGGAGAGUUGCUGUCUCGAACUCCGUCCCCCCCGGCACUGUCAACCCCAUCUGAGUCAUUACGGCUUCCUUCACGUCCGUCAUUUCUCCUCAUUAACGGCCACAAUCAAGGGAGAUCACAAUGACAAAGAACCGCAGACUGACCAGGGGGAGAGAGGGCAGCAACAGGUUCCCCCGGUACGGUCAGCUCUGGUUCGAGAGGCCCGGAGGGCUUGUGUCCAGAGAAAUAGUCUCGUUGACAUGUACCAGGCGGCUGAAAAGGUUCAAGAUGGACUUGCUCGCGGAGAAGUGUCAGCUGGAGAUGCCGCAACACUUCUCAGUUUAUUUGCAAAAAAGAAGUUUGUCUACAAGCCUUUUUGGCGCUCGGUCGGCAAGAGCAUCCUUCCUCUACUUCCCCAAGUCGAUACGAAAGGCUUGGCGCUGAUCUUGAACGCGUUCGCCAAUGCUGGUGUAGUCGAUAGACGGCUUCUCAAAGAGGCUGCUGACCUCAUAGUUCUAGGCAACAGCAGAGCCCAACAACGGAGGAACACUCAUCGUCUCCAGGGGAGUAGCACUGGUGCGUGUGACCUCUCAUCUGUUGAGGCAGAAGAAUCCCUGCCCCCCGGGAGUAAGACGCGGAAAAACUCUUGUAGUUUGUGUGGAGACGAAGAGACGCUUGGCUCGACACUUCCAAACAGGUCGGCGUUACGUGCCUUGGGACAGAUUCACGGCGCGUCAGAAAACGAUGAGGCCAGGAGCUCUGAACACGGUCCUUUGUCACAGGGCGUGCCUGAUACAGGGAACGCACGUCGCAACAAAGAGGGUGUUGAGGCCUUUCUUGUGCCGUCGGCUCUUAACGCCAGGCUCAAGAGAAGUGAGAUGUCUGUGUCUGCAAAGUCGUCCCACCCGGCUGAACUAAACGCAUGUGGCACUACUGCAAAAGAGGGGAUAACCCGUCUUCUUUCAGUAGGUGCAGCCACUCCGCUUCAUGAGGGCGGUUCCAAUUCUCCACUUGCUCUGGUAUCGGCGAAAGCGCCGCUGGAGCCUGGCGACUCAAAUCAGAUAUCGUUGCAUCACGGUGAAGAAUCACUCGAGGAUACUUCUGUCGAUGAUACCCGCAAGGUAGGGACUGUGCGAGCCCUCCGAUGUCAAGAACUGCAUCGCGCAGAAGUCGAGCUGAAGGCUGCGGAGAUGGAUAGGCCGAGCGCGAAGAUGGGAGAACGUGGAAACUUCCAGGAGGACGAACAGGACAGCAUUUUCACGGCUUUAUGCCCUGACAAUAUUCGAACGCCUUCGAAAGAAUCCAUUGAACCACAACAGGGACGGGUUGGCAAGGAAGCAGGUCUGUCUUGCAAAGAAACGAAUUUAUUUUGCUCCGUGCUACACCCGACGUCACUCUCGAAACCUGCAUCCUAUGAUUGUGUAGGCGAAACCACUACUAACAUCGGUGGCCAAAUUCAACAUGAAGCUGCCGGUAAAUGCACAAGGCAAGAUGCAGUCACAUCUGAUCACCAGGAACAUGGGAAGACUGCGUUGGUAAAAAGAAUGAAUGCGCAAGAUAUGGCGCUCGUUGUAAACGCCUUCGCGAAACUCGGGGUUAACAAUCGACAAUUGUAUGCUGCCCUUGCGGACAACCUCCCUACUGUUCUCUCUGAGGCAUCCGCGCUUCAGCUUGUAACAUUUUUUGCUUCCUAUUCCAAGGUCGGCAUUCACGAUUUUUCCGUGUACCGCGCCAUCUCGGGAGAGUUGCUGCGAGCAAGGGCAGACAUCGCCAAAGCGAAUCAACCAGGGUCUGCGUGUUUGCCUCCGAAGGUUGCGGCGUUGGAUGCCAGCGCUGUUGCAGUCUUGCUGAACUGCAUACAGAAAGCGAAUUUCGACAAUCCCCAUCUUACGCGUUGUCUGUUGACACAUUUGGGAGAGAGCAGAUCUUCAAUGAAAGUGAAGAGGCACAAUGUUGAACCUAGAUGUAAGGCAACAGGACACGCACUGGACGGUCGAGGUUCUACUGAGGUUGAUAUCGAAGGAGUAUCCCGCCAGCCGGUCGAAAAUCAACGCUCCCAGAAUCUCUGUCCUCUACAGCAAACACGCUCCGCAAUUUCUGACUCAGAGGGCCGAGCACAUCCGAGUACGUCUGGAGCAGCACACGCUUCUGGGGCGCCUCACACGGAGCCCUCGAGAGUUCUCGGGAUGGCUCAAGACAUUUCUAAUUUCAGAUUGUACCAUGAUCUAGGACCUCGAGAAGUGUCGCUCACUCUGAACGCGUUAACGCGACUGCCACACCCAAAGUCGUUGAGGAGCGCCAUUGUAGCCCACGCUUCGAAGCUCCUGUCCUCGAUGAACGACACGGACGUCCUGAUUACAACAAAAGCAUUAAUCCGGCUUCACUCUAAACUGGGCCAGCCUGAUGCAGAAAAUCUGUUUUUACAGAUACGGAGUCGCUUCCGCGCCCACGGGUGUGGUGUCAGAGAGUUGGCUACACUUGCACCUGCUUUGCAGCGUCUCGUUACUUUAGCUCCACAGCUGAAAAACCCCGCCAAAAGUUUGCUGCAAGAAAUUGCUCCACGCGUGGCAAACCGGCUUUACAAGCUGGACAAUCGAUCCCUCGUUCAGCUUGCCUCUGCAAUUGUGAAUCUGCAUGCAUCAGAGGAGAAUACUACUCAGGAAAUUCUAGUGGAGAUUUCCAGGCGUCUUCCCGAUCUGAUGCUGGACGAGAAAAUCGCCACAUUACACGUGGUUCACAUCCUUUCUCGCAACGGCGUCUCAGUGGCAGGGGAUAUUGCGCCAUUUCUUGUUCGUAGCAUUCUUGAUACGAUUGAAGAGUCAAAAGAUGACCGACCCUCCAAAUGGGGUGCGGCAGGCGCCAAGACUGUCGUGACCGCUGCAGCCGAACUAAGAAACGCAAGUAGUUCUCUGAUGGAACGCCUUCUGUUGGCAGUCUGGCCAACAGUUCCACUCAUGAGCGUGGGCCAAAGACUCUCUGUAGCUCUGGCUUUGCUUAGUUGCUGCAGUCCCGUUGCCCACACUGCAGGAGGACGCUCAAUAUGGAAGACGCUUAUCGGCAGCUUGGUGUAUCACCAGGCUAGGGCAAAUGCACAAGGUCAUCAAGACACUGACUUCAGCAAAUGUCAGCGUGUCCUACCAUCUGCGUCAUCCGACUACCGAAACAGCAGGCAUGCAGAUGCCAGCGACGCAGUGAUUGCUCAGGGGACAAGCUGGGAUUAUGAAGAUCAGGGUCCUUUCAGAGAGACGCGGUCUUUGGAAGGAGGUGUUGAGUUCGGGGCUGGCCGUCUAAACGGCGCUGAACCCGCUUCCGGCACUUGCGAGCAGAGCACUGACAAGUGCUUCCAUAUGCCUUUAAGCACUGUUGUUCUUGGCUGGUUUUUGCUAGUUGCUAACGCCAGCAACACUGGUCGGCCCUAUGAAUCAGGAGUGUCUCCUCUGGAGAGUUUCAUUCCGAAUACGGAAUGGAAAUCCUUAGAAGGCUCAACAAAGGCAACUGCACGAACAGACGUACUAGAAGCGCUGCGCCGAUUCACGGAGGCAUCCAAGGAAACUUGGCUUGCCCCCGUGAGGGCCAGCCGGUGCCACAAGGUGUGGAACAUCGCUCUCUCUUCUGCCGUGACCGAAUGCUUGUUACAGAGUUUCAGGUGCAAUAUGCCGGUUCUUAGGGUGUCCGCAGCCGACAAAGCUGCGCUUGAGAUGUAUUUUGGCCAAAGCAUUGUUGGUGAAAUUCAAAUGACACUGUUUGUCGUUGCGAGUGAAAUGUGGCAAGCCAAGGUCAACGAUUGCAUCCUUAAAGAAGGGCGAAUUCUUAGACUGAAGGAAACGUUGGGCACAAGCUCAGGAGAUGCAAUGAAGGUACCCGGUGGUGAACACAUUGGUGACGCGCUACGUAUGCUUCUGGAGGGCGAACUACAGAGGUGGAGUUCUCAGACAUAUUGUAGACGCUUCUCAUGUGUCAACGAGGAAACACCUCAGUGUUUGCCUUACGAGGAUAAAGCGUUUGCCACUUGCUUCAAUGGGGAUAGCCCGCCAAGUUGUCCUGCAAUUUAUUCGUUUCCUGUUGUUGGUCCUUUUGUGGUCACUGCAAUUGUAGAUUUACCUUACCGUAGUACCCAGUCCUAA
Molecule: messenger RNA, 4149 nt
Organism: Toxoplasma gondii ME49
Lineage: Eukaryota; Apicomplexa; Conoidasida; Eucoccidiorida; Sarcocystidae
Exons: 1
Coding region: 1-4149 (1382 amino acids)
Source: RefSeq, a predicted model, not a curated record